Pteropus alecto (black flying fox) is the source of this 5271-nucleotide messenger RNA. It is a transcript of the gene SPHKAP, whose product is annotated as SPHK1 interactor, AKAP domain containing. The record is from RefSeq and is a predicted model, not a curated record. NCBI's taxonomy places the organism in Eukaryota, Metazoa, Chordata, Mammalia, Chiroptera, Pteropodidae. The coding region runs from base 1 to 5271 and encodes 1756 amino acids. Gene Ontology annotation, molecular function: protein kinase A binding. Gene Ontology annotation, cellular component: cytoplasm. The transcript is spliced from 11 exons.
AUGACAAAAGUGACACCAACUCGGAAAUGUCAAUGUCAGCAGGUGGAAUUGCAGCGUCCAACGCAAUCUGAAAAGUUGAUUUUUGAUCAACUUUAUCGUGUGUCUUCCCUUCUGAAUAUGGAGAUGACUCACUGGAAUGUGUUCUCUUUUGUGUUUUGGGGCACAAACAGCAUCGCGGAGUCACCACUGAUGUGUGAGGUUUCGACCCCGGAGCAGGGCGGCGCCAGCGGCAGCUCCGGAAGCAGCCUGGGGAGCUCCGUCACCGCCUGUAAGAAGGUUCUUCGCAGUAAUAGCCUGCUCGAGUCCACAGACUACUGGUUGCAGAAUCAGAGGACACCCUGCCAGAUUGGUUUUGUGGAGGACAAAUCCGAAAACCCAAUUUGCGCUUCCGUCUGCUUUGUGAACCUAGACGUGAACAAGGAUGAGUGCAGCACGGAGCACCUGCAGCAGAGAUUGGUCAACGUAUCACCAGAUCUCCCAAAACUUAUCAACUCCAUGAAUGUUCAACAGCCAAAAGAAAAUGAAAUUGUCCUCCUAAGUGGGUUAACAUCUGGAAAUCUCCAAACAGACUUUGAAGUUUCUCAGUGUCCUUGGCUGCCAGAUAUCUGCUUGGUCCAGUGUGCGAGGGGGAACAGACCAAACAGUACCAACUGCAUCAUCUUCGAAAUCAACAAAUUUUUGAUUGGUCUGGAACUGGUGCAGGAGCGGCAGCUCACCCUGGAGGCAAGCGUCUCGAAAGUGGAGGAUGACACAAACUGUUCCUUGUCUUCAAUCGAGGACGACUUUCUCACCGCAUCUGAGCACCUGGAGGAGGACAGCGAGGUGGAAGAACACAUGAACGGUUAUGAAAAUUUAAAUGUUUCAGCCCAUGUUAUGGAAAGUAAAAAGCCAAAGGAAACCACCCAGGAGGAGUGGAAUUACAAUAAGGAAAAGUCACUUUAUACUUUGGAAGACAAAUACGUUAGCAAAUAUCAUACAUCGUUGAUUAAAGCAGAAGGAUCCCUGGAAAAAGUAGCAGAAGACACAACUUUGCAGAGUCUAGAUCCAUCAGCCAAGCCAUCGGAGUGGAAAGGUGAAGCUGUGGGGAAUGAGAGUUUGGCCACAAAUUAUUAUUAUUCAGAAAACUUUAAAGGUCAAGUGGAAAAAUUACAGGCACUAUACAUUCCAAGCAAUGCUUAUUUCUCCAGGAUGUUUAAGAAAGAUGGGCCUUCUGCCUGUGGUACUGUCACUGAGCACGGCAGCUACUUAGAGCCAGGAGACCAUGAAGAUGGAACAAACCCUCUUCUUCCCAUACAAGAAGGAGAAGCCACAACCGGCGAGUAUGCUACAACCUUAGCAGAAUCCGUGCUGCAAGAUGCAUUUCUUAGAUUAUCUCAGUCUCGGCCUACUCCGCCCCGGGAAUCUGCAGUGGGUGUUUCUGCAGGAAGUGCUCCACUCCCCAGAGGCUGUUCCACAGAAGAUGCCAUGGUCCCUCGAUCGUGGAAUGAACUCCCCAGGAUUGUCGUUGUUCAGAGUCCAGACGGCAGUGACGCUGCCCCUGAGCCAGGCAUCUCCUCGUGGCCUGAGAUGAAAGUCUCUGUUGAGACCUCAGGUGUCGCCUCUGGGGAGAACUCCCAAAGACACCCCCAGAGUGCUCUAGAAGUGGCGUUAGCUUGCGCGGCCACUGUGAUUGGAACUAUUUCCAGUCCACAGGCCACAGAAAGACUGAAAAUGGAGCAAGAGUCCCUGGUUUCCAAAGGUCCGCUGGGAGGCAGUGAACCACUACAGACUCAAGCGCCCCCGGUACCCACGGAACAUUCCAUCAGUGAGUACUCAUUCCCAUCUGCUUUGUGCGGCUUGACUCAGGUGGCGAGUGCCGUGGCUGUCUGUGGCCUGAGUGAGACAGCGGAGGUGAAGUACCCUGGUCAGUUGAGUGGCCUCUUGUCUGCAGCCGAGUCUGCCACAGCAGUCCCCGCACUUUGUAACUUAGUGGCAGGCGGGGACAUGGAGCUGGGAAAUGAAGCCAUUGCAGAAGCGUUGCUCAAGGAGGCCGCUCUGGUUUUAACAAGGCCAAAUACGUACAGCAGCAUGGGAGACCUCAUGGAAUCAGUGACUAGGAGAAUCAUGGACACUGCUUCACAGCCCCAGAGCCUGUGCUCAGAAAAUGUCCUCGGAAUGGAAUUGGCACAGGCCCUGUCCAGUGUGGUCCUGAAGCAUUCCAUCGAUGAAGUCCACCAAAAAAAUAAAAUAAUCGACUCCCACAAUGGCAGACCUUCCUCUGAAACGCUGGACGCUGUGAUGGAAAGUAUAAAUCGACUGCUCUUCAGUGUGAUAUGCUUCACGUUCAGGAAGAUGAGCCAUCUUGUACAGCUCGGUGAAUGUCCCACCAUCCUUUCUAAGGACACUGUUGGAUGGAAGGAAACAGAACCGGGCUGUCAGCCAGCUGAUAGGGCUGCUAGUCAAGCGUGGACAAAAGCCGCUGAACACUCCAGUAGCCGUCCACCUGGCAAUCCACGUAGCACUGGUCUCGUUAUCAACGAUCUCAUCGACGACGUGCAUCCAAAGCAAGACAGCAAGGGUCUAGCGAAGCCAGGCCUCUGCCAGAACCCCACACUGCAGUCCGAAUUGUCAUGUAGUCCCAGAGUGCCUGGUUUUCCGACUGCUAAAACAUCCCCCAAGGGACUAUAUCAGAAAGGAACCAUGGGAAAGGAUACAAAAAUCCCUCAUCGGAGGCCCAGUCACAAUGAGAAUGAAUGCAGAUUCUCGUCAGAGGGGAAAAGGACACCAACAGUCACCAAGCACAGUUCCUGGGAUGCUGAGGACAGCUUCAGUCCAAACACCCAAGAAAAGUGCAGUCGUGCCUCACCGCUAAACAAUGAAGUUCAAGUUGAUCUGUCUUUGUUAGGGAGUGACCUGCCGCUUCCUGCUCAAUCCAUGCUGCGGGCAAAACACACAGAUCUUUACUGCAUUACAGACUUUGCGGAAGAAUUAGCAGAGACGAUUGUCUCCAUGGCAACUGAAAUCGCAGCAAUUUGCCUUGACAACUCAAAAGGAAAGCAGCCCUGGUUUUGCGCGUGGAAAAGAGGGAAUGAGUUUCUGGUUACCCCCAACAUAUCCUGUCGAUCCUUGAAGAGGAAGAAGGACAGCCAGGCCAGUGGGGCCACCGUGAGGAAACACAAGCCACCACGGCUCAGCGAGAUCAAGAGGAAAACGGAUGAGCACCCAGAGCUCAAAGAGAAGCUGAUGAACAGGGUCGUGGACGAGUCCAUGAACCUUGAGGACAUCCCAGAUUCUGUCAGUAUUUUUGCAAACGAAGUGGCAGCCAAGAUCAUGAACCUGACAGAGUUUUCCAUGGUGGACGGCGUCUGGCAAGCCCAGAGCUUUCCCCGGAAUCGUUUACACAGCGGGGACAGGUGGAACCGGCUGAAGGCCUCCAGCUGUGAAAGCAUUGCAGAGGAGGACAUGAGCGUCAGGGCCUCUGUCAACAGCCUGGGUUUAAUGAGCACCCUGAGUCAGCCUGUUAGCAGGGACAGCUCUGUCUCCAAGCAGUCGAGCUGUGAGAGCAUCACCGAUGAGUUUUCCAGGUUCAUGGUGAACCAGAUGGAGAACGAAGGAAGAGGAUUUGAGUUACUGCUGGAUUACUACGCGGGCAAGAAUGCCAGCAGCAUUCUGAACUCAGCUAUGCAGCAGGCCUGCAGGAAGAAUGACCACCUCAGUGUGAGACCAAGCUGUCCCUCUAAGCAGUCCAGCACCGAGAGCAUAACCGAGGAGUUCUAUAGGUACAUGCUGAGGGACGCUGAAAGAGAGAGCAGAGACAGCACCUCUUCCAGGCGAAGCAGCCAGGAUUGGACGGCGGGCUUACUGUCGCCUUCUCUGCGAUCCCCUUUCUGUUAUAGACAGUCGUCCAUGCCAGAUAGCAGGUCCCUGGGCCCCAGGCUGACGGUGAAUGCGCCACUCAAAGCCAACUCCUUAGAUGGCUUUGCUCAAAACAGCCAGCGAGAUUUCCUGAGCGUCCAGCCGGUCGGUAGUGCUUCCUCCUCUGGGCUGUGCAAAUCCGAUUCUUGCUUGUAUUGGAGAGGUGGAACUGAUCAGAUCACAAGCAUGCUGAUUCAUGAGACGUGGGCAAACUCGAUCGAAGCCCUCAUGCGGAAGAACAAAAUUAUAACGGAUGAUGGCCAGGCAGCAGAUGCUGCCCCUGGUGACUCCCCGUCACAAGUAGAUAAGUGUGCACACAGAUUAGCUUCAAGCAGAGUGCAAAGCGGGCCAAUUCUUCUUGUCCAGGAGUCUGUUGAGUACCCGAGGAGAGACUCUGUUACCGAAAACCAACAUCCCCCAGUAUUGGCUCCAAGCAGAUCUGCUUCUCUUACAAACCACAACGGUUUAGAUUCUAAAAACGAAACUUCCUUGUGCCAUGAUGGCGUCCCUCCAAACCACAGGGGGCGAUCACUUUGUUCAAGGGAAGUGCCUUUAAUUCAGAUUGAAACAGAUCAGAGAGAAGAGUGCGUCGGCGAACCUGAACAUGUCCUUUCUGAAGGCAGCCCCCUAGAGGAAACAGAACAGCAUUUGAAAGAAGAAAAAGUCCCAGAUGUGGUGAGGGGUGAAGACACUGCUCAGACAGUCUGCCAAAACCGUAGUGACAGCCUUGAUGCCGGAGCUGUACCAGAGGCUGACGUCUCAACAGAAGACAGAGCCACUGAUGAGGUCCCCAACCCUCCCGGCAGCAGUGGGGAGAGCACGGACAGCUGGUCCCAGCUCGCCAAUGAGGAAGACAACCCAGACGAUACAAGUAGCUUUCUGCAGCUCAGUGAACGAUCCAUGAGCAAUGGCGACAGUAGCGCCACUAGCAGUAUUGGCAUUACGGACCCGGACAUUUAUCAGGGAAGCAUGCCAUCUUCUCCCAUGAUUCAUGAAUUAGUAGAAGAAAAGGAAAUUCUUCACGGGCAGCCAGAACACAUAGAGGAAGGUGUCUCCCAACUGCCAGCAGGAGCAGCCGGUGAUCGCCAGGGGAGCCUGCUGGUGAUCAACUUUGACCUGGAGCCCGGAUGUCCCGACGCUGAGCUUCGAGCCACUCUGCAGUGGAUAGCUGCCUCUGAACUUGGCAUCCCCACCAUCUACUUUAAGAAAUCUCAGGAAAGCAGAAUUGAAAAGUUUCUAGAUGUCGUGCGGCUGGUUCAUCAGAAGUCCUGGAAAGUGGGAGAUAUCUUUCAUGCCGUUGUUCAGUACUGCAAAAUGCACGAGGAGCAGAAAGAUGGAACUCCAAGUCUCUUCGAUUGGCUGCUGGAACUGGGCUAA